This is a messenger RNA of Eubalaena glacialis (North Atlantic right whale), 3753 nucleotides long. Its product is annotated as proline-rich protein 36-like. The transcript is spliced from 19 exons. Bases 1 to 3753 code for a protein of 1250 amino acids. NCBI's taxonomy places the organism in Eukaryota, Metazoa, Chordata, Mammalia, Artiodactyla, Balaenidae. The record is from RefSeq and is a predicted model, not a curated record.
AUGGGGUGGGUGGCCCAGGUCAGCCCGAAGCCCCUACGCACCCACCCCUGGGCUCGAGCGGCCCCUGCCUCCCGCCCCCACCCCCUCUGGCUCUGGGCACCACCCUGGUGCCUGCACAUCCCCAAAGGGCCCACGGAAGCCCCACAGGAAGCACUGCGUCCGGAUGGACGCUCACAUGACAUGGUAAAGAGUGACCUGGCCCCCAGCGCUGGCCCCUGGCGCCCUAUGCCCUGCGUGUGCAGCAGAGACGCCAGGAAGAACCCCUUCCUCAGUGCCCAGCCCCUGCCCACCGUUCUCGGCAGACACCUACGGGAGCCCCCCCAGCUCCUGGCGCUGGACACCGUCCCAAGAAGCCUGCGAGCUGCCCAGCCUCAGGACCAGGCUGGCUGCCCACCCCAGCAGAGACCCCCUGGCCUUCCGUCCCUCCUCUCGCCCACGUGCCUCUGGCCCCACCAGCCCCUGGAGGCCAGGGUGGCCGCGCAUUAUACCCACCCCGCCAGCUUCCCCACCACCUCCGAGAACCAGCGACAAGCACGCAGCCCCUGGGAAGUCCCUGAGUGUCUGGGCACGGGGCAAGGAGAGCUUCCCGGGCGGAUAAGCCCCCGGCUCCCGUCUCCGAGCCGGCCCAGCCCUGCGGCCGGGGGGCGGGGGACUCUGCAGAGGGGAAUCUCAGCAACUCGGAAGGGACAGCAGAGGGACUGUCCCUCCCCCCGUCCCCUGCCCCCCCACCACAUUUGUGGCGCAGUUCAGAGCUUUCAGGAAGUAGCAGGAGUGUCUCUAAAACUCCCCAAACCGCAAACAGAGCGAGACCCGGGGUUGGCCAGCCCGGCGGGGCGUCUUCUCACUGGUGGACCUUCCCAGGCGGCUCGGGCCGAACGUGGGACCCGCUCGCGUGAGCUGCUGGUGCCUAGUGUUCCCAGACAGCUGCGGCUGGACACCCAGGGGCAGGGACCCCCGGGGAGACGGACCCCAGCUCCUCAGGCUCAGGCCUGGCAUGGCCCCUCACAGGCUGGACAGCACCUAUCCCCAGCGCCCAGACAUCUCACACGGAGCCCGCCCUCCCCGCUCCCCGUCCUGGGGUGGGAUCACAGCCUAAAGCACACGGCCAGUGUCCUCGGAAGAUGCGGGGGGCUGCAGGCGACCGCCACCUUGCCUGACCACCCUGGGCUGGUUCUGGGUUUCGGGGGGAGCCUGGGAGGGCGGGCCCCGGGCCCCAACUCUGCACUUUCCCUCGGGACGUUCGUCUGGCGGCUGGAGGCUGGCUCCCUCUCGGUCCCCCCACCUCCACCGCGCCGCAGCUUCCCAGGAUGGAGGUCCGCGUAUUCCCGGGCUGCCCCGCACCCAGCCGAUGGGCUCGGGCGUGAAACCCUGGCCACCGUCACCCUCUGUGCCGCGGCUGUCGGUCCGGGGGAUGCCUGCACCAAGUUAACCCACGACGACAGAACAGGAGAGCACAGGAGUGUGGCCCUCGGGCCCUUGCGGUCCAGCCUCAGCGGCCUUUGGGAGCUGCUUGUUUUGCCCUACGGAUCCCAUGACACAGGAAGGGUCCCAAAGACCAGGGCCACCCCCAGGCCGCCCCCAGAGGGACGGCAGUAUAGCCUCUGCCCAGCAGAAGUGCAGUCUGCCUCCCGGCUCAGCUGUCCAAGGUCGGCCGCAGAUGGCAGACAGACGAGGCAGAGGCGGCAGCCCCACGUGGAAGACACCCCGGCUGACGUGGGAGCCCGCUGCUGGCGCCGGAAGCGAUCGGUUUCCUCUGCAGGGUGCUGGAGCUCCGGCCAGCCUCCUUGCAGCAGUCUGGGUGACACCCGGGGGGCUGCUGGGCUGGGGGAACUAGGGCUGGUCUGGCCAUCAGCUCAACCCAGUGAGCGUUCGCGGAGCACCUGCUGUGCGCGCUGCCCCGCGGAAGGUCCUGGGAGGCAGGGGUCACGGCCCUCCAGGAACCCACAGCUGGAGGAGGGCGUCCCUCAAGUCAGCAGGCACCGGAAGAGGCACUGUGGCCGCCCUGGGAGUGUGACCACAAUCCUGGUGGGUGGGCUGAAGCAUUGCAGCGGGACCUGGGGCCUGCGGGCGGCGGGCGCAGCCGAGGGCGGGAGGACACGGUCGGGGGACCGGGGGGAGCGCGAGGGCCGGGCGUCGGGGGAGGGCCAGGCCUGCAGCUGGUCUCCGGGGUCUCUGCCGGCCAGGCUCGGGGGAGGCUCCCUGGCCCCCCAGCCCCUCCCUGCCCGUCGGAGCCAAGAGUCGCCUGUCAACGUGGUCAGGAGAGCUGACCCUGGCUUUGGGUCCCUGUCCUCCACCCUUUGUGUCUUCACUUCCAGCCCCAAGUGUCCGCAUAGUGGCCAGGCCCUGGUGACAGACGUGCCCUCCCAGCUGUCCAGCCCCAGGCCCAGGCCCCCACGGCCCCCAGGCUCAGGCUGGGCCAGCUGUCCGCCCUCUCCGCCCUCCAGAGGCCCAGCGUCCCCACAGCCUGCUUCUCUUCGGAACAAGAAACUCCAAAAUGAGGCGAGGCGUCCGCAUUUCGGGAAGCCGCGGGCCGGCCUGGAGAACCGUAUCUGCUCCGCUCCGCCGGCCCCAUCGCGCCGCCUGGUGGCCAUGGCCGGCACUGCGCCCUCCGGGCCGAGCUCCCGAGUUCCCUCUCGGCCGCCGGCGGGCGCCGGCGCCUCCCUCUCCUCGCGGCCCAGAGCCCCUGUCCGGGAGGCGCCGACCCUGAGCCUGCUCGCUUCUCCCCCGGCCCCCGUCGCCCUGAGCUUCCUUGCCCCCUCUACCCCGGCCCCCGCCCGGACCCUCCCAGCCCCUACCCCCAACUCCCUGCCCCUUUCGCCCCCGACCCCUCCACCCCUACCCCCUCCCAUCCCCUCCCCCGGCCUAGAGCCGCCGCUGCGCCCUCCGAUGCCCGGCUCGCCCCGGGCCCGCCGGCGGGGCAGCCAGGCUGCGGCGCGCACCCACCCUCGCCCGGCGGCGGGCCUGAGCGCGCCGGGGCCUGUUGAGACCGCCGGCAAAGCAGCGCCGGGGCGGGCCUGGGGCGAGCGAGGAGAUUUCGGUCUUGGCGGCCCGGAGGGGGCUCCAGGCAGCCCCCGAGGGAGCCAGGCGGACAGAGCGGAGGCGCGGGGCAAGCGGGCGUCCUGGGUGCCCGCGCGAACGCGCGCCGGAGAGGACCGCGACCGGGUUCCCAGGCAGGACCCCAUCCCGGGCACAGACGGGGUUCCCCGUGGUGUCUUUUAUUUGCACAAUACUCUGCGAGAAUUCCCGGCGCACGUGCUGGCACCCAGGGCCAGGGGCGUCCACUUCCGCAGUCAGGGUCCUCCUGUGCCAGCCCUCCCCGCCCCUCCCCGGGGGAGCGGCGACCCCUCGGGGCGCGGAAACUGGGAGGCGGCGGAGGGGAGACCGGCUCCUGCCAGGGCCGCUCUGGGGGUGCAGGGCUGGGCCCCCGACCCCGCCGUAGGCCCGGGGGCCUCCCCCGCCCCCUCGGGAAUCCAGCUCUCCGCAGGGGCCGAGGGGGCCGAGGAGGUGGCGAAGCCGAGCGCGCUGACACAUGCGCCUGGAAUUCCCGGGGGGGCCGCCGACCUCGGCGACCCCUCCGAACCGGGCCGGCCCCAGCCCGCGGCGGCAAGAGGAGGCCGGCUCCCCGACGGGACGGGGCGCGCACCGAGCUCCUCCUCCCCUCAGGGCCGCCAGGCCCGGUUCCUCCAGGUGCUGCAGCCCUGCCGCCCUGCGCGUCCCCGCCCUCACCUCACAGCCACCGCGCCACUGGUGUGA